Malania oleifera is the source of this 4470-nucleotide messenger RNA. RefSeq lists its product as uncharacterized. The transcript has 3 exons. NCBI's taxonomy places the organism in Eukaryota, Viridiplantae, Streptophyta, Magnoliopsida, Santalales, Ximeniaceae. The coding region runs from base 245 to 1348 and encodes 367 amino acids. The record is from RefSeq and is a predicted model, not a curated record.
ACCCAAGCUCACCGGCGACAGUUCAAGCUGUCUCUUUGCAAAUAAAUACUGAGACGAAUAUAGAGAGUGGAGUUGUAGAACACUGAACAGAGAGAAAGAAGAAGAAUAAUUGCAGGAAAAGCCUCUCCCUUCAAAUCAUGCUGGUCUCCAAGCAAAGCAGAGAUUGCACAAGGAGUAGAUAAUCUCUUUUCAAGAUGAUUGAGUGAACCCCAGCAUUGCAUGGGCAUUGAGCUCCAUUUCUGGUAUGGAGUACACUAAUAAAUUUCAGAAUCCAUGUCAGAUAGAAGCCAAGAGAUUACUUUUUGUGGUGGGGAUAGUGGCUGUUACUCAUUUGUUGUGUCAGUCCCUGAUACUUCCGUAUGGAGAUGCCCUUCUGUCUCUAGUGCAUGAUUAUGAGAUUCCAACACGCAGUAAAGACAGUAUAGCUGCUCGAGAUUCUUCCACUAAGUCUGUGAUGGUUAGUGACUCCAUUCUUGUUCAUGCUUCAGAACGGACUGAUACUUCUAUGUUUGUUGGGGUGGUGAAAGACGCUGGAAAUUCUAAUUCCGAGGAUGAGAUUAGGCAUGAUAAUGGACCAAAUGUGGCGGAAAGGUACAUUAAUAACGAGUUUGCAUCAGAUGUUAGAGACCCAAAAAAUGUGGUUGAUGUAGUUGAGAAAGGAAAUUUAUAUAAUGAUUCUCAAUCUGAAAGAGACAUGGAAAAGAGUUCUGCACUGGAGGAGAUAGUUAAAAAUCAAGAUAACGUAUCUAUCCUGGAAAAGGUCAAUGAAACUAGAGAUGGGUUCUUUCUAGAGCAGAUUGUCAAGUCUAAUCAUAAUAUUUCAGAAGAAAUUAUUUUAGAAGCAGAUCCAAGUCUGACUUCAAAUCAGUUUGGGAAAAUGAUGACUGCUUUUGAAUCCCCUCCACUUGGAUUGGCUCUAGAGACUCCUCUAAUUAACACCACUUCUCUGAAAAAUUCCACAACUGAGAGAACUUCUAUUAGUUCUGCCCCUCAUUUCAGAUUUUAUGUUGGGGAACAAGCGAAAGUACUUGCACCGGGUGAAAAUGAAAAUCUUGCACUGGUGGAAAAUGACCUUGACACUCCAAACAAUAAUACCGCACAAAGCAAUAGCUCGAAGAAGAAGAUGAGGUGUCCGAUGCCGCCAAAAUCAAUAACAUCAAUACAUGAAAUGAAUCGUAUUUUAGUUCGGAACCGGAUUACUUCUCGUUCAAUGAGACCACGAUGGUCCUCCGCACGUGACCGGGAAAUUCUAGCUGCAAAGUUGCAGAUUGUGAAUGCUUGUACUGAAAAGAAUGAUGGAGAACUUUAUGCUCCUCUAUUUCGAAAUGUUUCCAUGUUUAGAAGGUAAGCAUAUUGCUACUUUCUUCAAUAAAUACAUUUAAAUUUAAAAUUAUUUCUACUUUUUUUUAUACACGAUUUUUUGAUCCAAGAAAGUUUUUGUUGAGAAUAUCUCAAAUUCUUAUACUGCGCAGAGCCCAUUGAGGGGAAGGGCCCAAUGUGUUUCACUUAUUAUGUUGUUACUUUCUUGAGGUUUCUUUGAUAUGGGGAUAGAGUGUUAGGACCAGGGGAGUCCUCAUGGGUGGACUUGAUAUACAUGGGUGAGCACCAACUUGAUCCAAAAGCUUAAGUCAUUAGGCCUUAGGCCCAAUCAUGUAUAUAAACCCCCAUUAGCCACUCAACUUUUCCAAUGUGAGACAAUCUGACAAGUGGAAUUCUCAACAUAGAGCCUUCACAAUAUGGAUGUCAAUUCCAUAAGUCCAUGGGUCAUGUGUGUGUUAUGUAUAUGUCAUAUUCAAAAUGGUAGAUAAUUUCGUUUUUUGCAUGAGGUUGGGUGUAUUUGAAACUAGGGUUUGAGCAUUUGUGUAACUGUAAUCUUCACUGUUAGUGAACAUUCUCUCCUCCUUUAGUCUUAAAAUCAAAACAAUAUAAAUCUUGGUGCUUGCACAAUGUUGUCAUUCUUUGUUUUGUUUAUAUUCUUUAUUGUUGGUUUUUUUUUUUUGUGUGAACAGUUUUGUUAUGAUUGUAUUGGCAUAUUGCUUUCGACUAACAAAACCAGCUUUCUUUCCACGAACAGUGCAGGAUGAUGUUUAGUUUGAGCAGCAGCUUGAAAUGAUAGGGAACAAAGUAGUGUACAAAUGAGGAAACUCUGUCUUCAGAAAAUCACCUCUAAGCCCCUAACUUUACACUGCAGCAUUUGGUUCAAAUAAUGGAGCAAAUUACUAUGACUGCUAAAAAAUACUUGGACAAUGGUACAUGUAUGACAAAUUGUUGCAUAUUGUGGAGUUCAUAUGCUGGGUAUGUUUUCUGAAGUUGUUAAAAAUAAAUGACAUGAUAUUGAAAAUCAUAAUCCUCUGUGUCAAUAGUCAGCAAUAACUUGUGAAAAUAUGAAAUCAAAAUACCUUUUCAUAUCAUAUCUGAAUCUUUGUUUUCCGGUUGUGAGCUUGAAUUUCUUGUUUCCAUGAUAGGAAACAUAUAUAACUCACUCUUGUUAUGCACUUACAAACUGCUCUACUAUGGGGUGUUAUUUCCUUUCGGAAGUCAAUAUGCAUGUCAUGUCAUCAGAUUAUUGCAACCAAUAAGCUGUGUAGUUGAACUUCCUUGGUGUCAGGAUAAGGCUACAAAUGUCCACUGGCACAAUUAGUUGGUAGUCAUUGCUUUUAGAAAUUGGUUCUAUUAUUAUGCUCAGAUUGAAGAAUAGACAAAUUAUUUGUUGGAGCAGAUUGUGUUUCCUUACAAUUUUCCUACUUCACAUAUAAUAUAUUUGACUCCGGAUUGUCUUCUCUCAAUGCUUUAAAUUAGUUCAUGGAUAUGCUCCAGUUUUCUGUAUUAGGAUUAAGACUGCCUGUUAUGCAUCUCCCCUAAAAGUGGGAAAAGCUUGUCAUUUUUGACCUCUCAUUUGGUUUCAUAUGUAGGAGUUAUGAACUCAUGGAGCGCACACUCAAAAUCUAUAUCUACAAAGAUGGGGAAAAACCCAUCUUUCAUCAACCAAUACUCAAGGGAUUAUAUGCCUCAGAGGGGUGGUUUAUGAAACUAAUGAAGGGAAAUAAACGUUUUGUUGUUAAGGACCCCCGAAAGGCUCACCUAUUUUACAUGCCAUUUAGUUCACGGAUGCUGGAGUACAGCCUAUAUGUACGUAAUUCUCACAAUCGGUCAAAUCUGCGUGAAUAUUUGAAGCGGUACUCAGAAAAGAUUGCAGCAAAAUAUCCCUUCUGGAACAGAACUGGUGGGGCAGAUCAUUUUCUUGUUGCCUGCCAUGACUGGGUAAGCUCCUUAUGCUUCUUUCUUCUGCUUACUUUUUCGUCAACUGUUCUCCUCUGUUUAUUAUGUUAGGGCAUGGAGGUUGCUUUAGUCAUUUCAGUGGGAAACUGGAGUAUUGGUAGUAAUUCAAAGUCUUUUUAAGUUCUUGAAUAACUUAUUUGACACAUUGACACUAUACCUCCUAAAGUUUACUGCUUUCACCCCAGGUUGAAGUUAGUUUUCUCUUACUGGGUUAAUUCAAACACUCAUAGUGUAGCAAUUACCCUAAUUUCACUGAAUUAAUGUUUAGGCUCCAUAUGAAACAAGGCAUCAUAUGGAACACUGCAUCAAGGCACUGUGCAAUGCUGAUGUAACUACCGGAUUCAAAAUAGGGAGGGAUGUGUCGCUUCCAGAAACAUAUGUCCGAUCUGCAAGAAAUCCUCUUAGAGAUCUUGGAGGAAAACCUCCUCAUGAGAGACACAUCCUAGCCUUCUUUGCUGGACACAUGCAUGGCUAUUUACGUCCAAUAUUGCGUAAGUACUGGGAAAACAAGGACCCUGAUAUGAAGAUCUUUGGUCCAAUGCCUCCCGGUGUUGCAAGCAAAAUGAAUUACAUUCGGUACAUGAAGAGCAGCAAGUACUGUAUCUGCCCCAAGGGUUAUGAGGUGAACAGCCCUCGAGUUGUUGAAGCCAUUUUUUAUGAGUGUGUUCCUGUGAUUAUAUCUGACAACUUUGUACCACCGUUUUUUGGUGUGUUGGAUUGGGGAGGCUUCUCGGUGUUAGUUGCAGAGAAAGACAUUCCGAACUUAAAGAACAUACUCCUUUUAAUAACUGAGGAAAAAUAUCUGGAAAUGCAGCUUGGGGUGAAGAAGGUUCAGCAGCACUUUCUCUGGCAUGCUAAGCCUAUGAAGUAUGAUCUUUUCCACAUGACCCUCCAUUCUAUUUGGUACAACAGGGUUUUUCAGACAAAACUUAGAUGAGAAUGUUGUGAUUUGAGUUUCAAACUGGGAUCAGAUGUACAGACAAAAAAAAAAAAGAAAAAAAGAAAAAAUGAAGGAGAAUGUUGAAAACAUGGAAGCUUCCAUCCGGAGAAAUAUUUCGUAAAAAUACCCUCCCCACCCCCCUCCUCCUCCUCCUCCUCCUCCUCCGGAUCUCUAUGUAUGUGUACCUUGCAACAAUGUAUAUUUGUAAGAAAAAAACGAUUGUGGUUUCUAGUCGUUGAUUUUUUUUUAAA